UGUACUCCUAAUGUUUGCUAGAUCAAAGAUGCCUAACACAAAACAAUUUUUUCCACAUAUACAGACAAAUAAGUCCAAUAAAAUGAUGACAAUUAGCUGUGGUCUCCUCACGUGGUUUGAAUUAACCCUGCUCCGACCUUUCUACAUAUUCAGUUUAGAAAGUAUACUUGCAGUCCAAGCACACAAAUUCAACAUACUUACCAGGAAGUUUAUCAUGUCAAUUAUCAACACAUUUCUUUUGCUUCAAGCACCUACGCUGUUUAAAUUAAAAUUUUUAUUGUCUUUCCAGCAUUUUGCAUUUGUAUAUAAUAAGAAGCUCAACUUCUAAAUUGUUUGCCAAUCAAUUUACCUCUGUUUCUUCCACUGCUAUUCUUCCUACACUUCUUUCAUUUAACCUCUUCUAGUCCUAAUCACAAGGCUAGAUGGCCUCAAAAUCACGUCAGCUUCAUAUCGUAUUCUUGCCACAACUUGCCCAUGGUAUCUUGAUCCCGACAGUGGACAUGGCCAGACUAUGUGCUAGGCAUGGAGUAAAGGUGACAAUUGCUACCACUCCACUCAAUGCUCAUCUCUUUGCUAAAACAAUUCAAAGAGAUAGGGAAUCAGGCUUUGAAAUCAGUACUUACAUAAUCAAAUUUCCUUCAGCUGAGGUUGGGCUACCUGAAGGAUGCGAGAAUGCGAGUUCCCUCACUUCACAAGAAAUGCAAACCAAGUUCCUCAAGGCUGCUAACCUUUUCCAACAACCACUUGAACAGCUCCUUGCAGAACUCCGCCCCGAUUGCCUUGUGGCUGGCAUGAUGUUUACAUGGGCUACAGAUGUUGCUAGCAAGUUCGGAAUUCCAAGGCUGGUUUUUCAUGGGACAAGCUGCUUCUCCAUUUCUAUCGUUGAUAGCGUAAUACGCCAUGCACCCUACAAAAAGAUAGCAACUGAUUUUGAAUUCUUUGAUGUGCCCGGCCUUCCGGACCAGAUAAAGAUGACAAAGAUGCAGCUUCCAGAUUUUAUGAAAGAAGAAGGGGGGAGUGAGCGGAGAAAGAUGAUGAAUGAAGCUUUAGAAUCAGAGCGGAUAAGCUUUGGAGUCAUCGUGAAUAGUUUCUACGAGCUGGAACCAGCAUACAGAGAACACUACUCCAAAGUUAUGGGAAAGAAGGCAUGGCAAGUUGGUCCUGUCUCACUCUGCAAUAAGGACAGCGAAGAUAAAGCUGAGCGGGGAAACGUAGCCUCGAUUGAUAGACAUGAGUGUUUAAGAUGGUUAGCCUCAAAGAAGCCUAACUCAGUUCUCUAUAUAUGUUUCGGAAGCUUGUCCAGGUUUUCAGCUGCUCAGCUAAAUGAGAUGGCUAAGGGUCUUGAAGCUUCUGGACAGAAUUUCAUUUGGGUUGUGAGAAAGGUAAAUGAUGAAGACAAAGAAGAGUGGUUGCCAGAAGGAUUUGAAGAGAGGAUGGAAGGGAAGGGUUUGAUAAUAAGGGGAUGGGCACCCCAAGUUCUAAUUCUUGAUCAUGAAGCUGUAGGAGGGUUCAUGACUCACUGUGGCUGGAACUCAACACUCGAGAGUAUCACUGCCGGGGUGCCAAUGGUGACUUGGCCUCUCCACGCUGAGCAAUUUUUUAAUGAAAAGCUUAUUGUAGAUGUUCUAAAAAUAGGAGUCUGUACCGGAGCCAAGGAAUGGUCUAGAUGGGCAGAUGAUACAAAGAUUAUAGUGACCAGCGAAGACAUACAAAAGGCAGUGACUCAGUUAAUGGUUGGCGAAGAAGGUGAGAAAAUGAGAAACCGAACUAGGGAAUUGAAAGAUAUGGCGAGGAGGGCUGUGGAAGAAGGGGGAUCAUCCUACUCUGAUUUGAAUGCUUUAUUAGAUGAAUUGAGAUUGAACUGCCUUCCAAAAUAGCUAUCAAAUGCUGCUACGCCACUUCGUAAAAAAUUGUACUACUAUAGAAAAGAAAGUAAUAAAACUUAGAAGUUUGAAAGGGAUGAAUUAUAAAGAUAUUAGGCUUUAGCAUUCAUUGCUUUCUCGCUGGAAGUCCACUGAUUGAACUAUGAAUUGAAAUUUUCUUC
Molecule: messenger RNA, 2044 nt
Organism: Theobroma cacao (cacao)
Lineage: Eukaryota; Viridiplantae; Streptophyta; Magnoliopsida; Malvales; Malvaceae
Product: scopoletin glucosyltransferase-like
Molecular function (GO): UDP-glucosyltransferase activity
Source: RefSeq, a predicted model, not a curated record